AUGUCAGUUGUAGGAAUUGAUUUUGGGUCAUUUAAGACAGUAAUCGCACAUGCAUAUGGAGGAAAUGUACAUGUUGUAGUAAAUGAAGUUUCUAAUCGCUCUACACCAUCUAUGGUAUCAUUUGGUUUAAAGAGUCGGUAUCUUGGUGAAUCAGCAAAAACACAGGAAAUAGGCAAUUUUAACCAUACGGUAUCAUGUAUAAAACGUAUAGUUGGACGGAGUUACAUGGAUCCGGAAAUUUGUUCAAUUGAGAAGAACUAUAUACCCGCGACUUUAGUGGAUGUAAAUGGACAUGUUGGAGUUAAUUUUCUUGGAAAAAAUGAGCAGUUUACGUCAGUGCAACUAGCUGCUAUGUACUUAACAAAAAUUAAACAGACUUUUCAAAAAGAGAAUCCAGGAAUUCCAGAUGUUGUUAUAUCAGUUCCACGGUGGUUUACUGAUGUACAACGACGAGGCAUUAUAGAUGCUGCUCAGAUUGCGGGUCUAAAUGUGCUCAGGAUUAUUAAUGAUACAACGGCAGCUGCUCUAAGUUACGGGAUUACUAAAACAGAUCUUCCUGAAGAUAGGCCUCGCAACGUGUGCAUUGUUGAUAUUGGUCAUAGUGAUUAUACAGUAUCAAUCGUAUCUUUUAAAAAGGGCCAGCUUGUUGUUAAAGGAGCAGCAUGUAAUCGAAACUUUGGAGGUCGUGAUUUUGAUAGAAUUCUUACACAACACUUUGCUGUAGAAUUUUUAAAUAAAUAUAAUAUCGAUAUUACAAAGAACCCCAAAACUAAAUAUAGAGUUAUGCUUGCGGUUGAGAAGAUGAAAAAAGUUUUAUCUGCUAAUGCACUUGCACCUAUUAGCGUUGAAUCGUUAAUGAACGAUGUCGAUGUUAGUUGUAUAUUAUCUAGAGAAGAUAUGGAAAAAAUAGCUGCAGAUUUACUUAAUAGUGUUACUAUUCCUUUAAAAGAGGCGUUAGACAAUGCUGGUAUGACUACAGCUGAUAUUGAUUCUGUUGAAAUGAUUGGUGGUUCCACAAGAAUACCAUCUCUUAAAGAAAGAAUUUCUGCAUUCUUUGGAAAACCGCUCUCAUUUACACUUAAUCAGGAUGAAGCUGUUGCGCGCGGUUGUGCAUUUGCAUGUGCUAUUCUAUCUCCUGUUUUUAGAGUACGCGAUUUUUCUAUUCAUGAUUUACUUUCUUAUCCUAUUCAAUUUUCUUGGGAAGGUUCUAAUGAAAUUCCAGAAGAAGAAACUACUGCUGUUGUUUUUCCAAAGAAUAGUCCUGUCCCAUGUACUAAAAUUCUCACUUUCUAUAGAAAAGAGCCUUUUAUUAUUGAAGCUUCAUAUUCGGAUCCAUCUAAUUUGCCAAGAUAUGUUAAUCCAUAUAUAGGGAAAUAUUAUAUCAAAAAUGUUACAUCUAAUGCAAACAAUAGCUUCUCUAUUGUUAAAGUUAAGGUUCGGAUUAAUCUUCAUGGACUUUUAAGUUUCGAGCAUGCAUACAUUGUAGAAGAACAUGAAAUUGAAGAAGUUGCGCCAAAAGACGAGACUGCUGCUAAAAACACGAAAAAUGAAGAGAAUCCUAAUAAUGAUCAACCAGCAGACUCAAUGGAUGUAGAGCAAGAAAAGCCCGAAACACGGAAAGUUAAAAAGUUAUUAAAAAAAGCAGAUCUACCCAUUGUCUCAGAAAAUUUUUGCCUUAACGCUGCUACAUUAAAAAUUUUCAAAGAAAAAGAAGAGGCAAUGAUUUUAGAAGAUAAAAUAGUUGCUAGUACUGAAAAUCAAAAAAAUGCACUAGAGGAAUAUAUUUAUGAAAUGCGUAGUAAACUUAAUGAUGUAUAUGCUGAUUAUGCUAGUAAUGAUGAAAAAACUAAACUUGAGAAAAUGUUAGAUGAUGCAGAGAAUUGGCUAUAUAGUGAAGGUGAAGAUACAACAAAAGCUGUAUAUAUGAGUAAAAUGGAGGAUCUUAUAAAAGCAGCGGCUCCUGUAGUUCAACGUAAAUUUGAUGCAGAUGAAGUUAAGCGCAAAGAACGUAUUGCAAAGGAAGAAAAAGAGGCAGCAGAAAGAGAAGAACGUGAAAGAGCAGAACGUGAAAAAGCAGAAACAGAAGCAGGAAACGAUUUUAAAGAAAACAAUAAUCCUGUUUUUUCACAAAAAGAUAAGCAAAUGCAAGAUAAUUUACAUAUGCCUUCUAUUCAUGACGCUGAAAUGGCAGAUUCUGUUUAA
Pneumocystis jirovecii RU7 is the source of this 2202-nucleotide messenger RNA. RefSeq lists its product as uncharacterized. The transcript has 4 exons. Gene Ontology annotation, biological process: protein folding. Gene Ontology annotation, cellular component: nucleus; cytosol. Gene Ontology annotation, molecular function: ATP binding; ATP-dependent protein folding chaperone. The record is from RefSeq and is a predicted model, not a curated record. Lineage: Eukaryota; Fungi; Ascomycota; Pneumocystomycetes; Pneumocystales; Pneumocystaceae. Bases 1 to 2202 code for a protein of 733 amino acids.